Gryllus bimaculatus (two-spotted cricket) is the source of this 465-nucleotide messenger RNA. The record is from the annotation of a GenBank genome assembly. NCBI's taxonomy places the organism in Eukaryota, Metazoa, Arthropoda, Insecta, Orthoptera, Gryllidae.
AUGCAACUCCAGACUCUAGUUGUGCUUCUGUGCCUCGAAAUCUGCACCGCACCUCUGGCCCCCCUGGCUCUCCUCCGGGGGUCGUCAGCGCCUGCCGUCUACGCAAGUGUCCUUCAGCCACGCGCUCUAUGCAAGUUCUCGCUGCAGGAGCGCAAACUACAGCUGCAGCGCGGCGCGUAUGUGACAGUGCAGGAGGUGGUUUGCGCGCAGCAAAGGCCGCGCCUCGCCCUGGGUGUACGUGACGCUGCAGGACCCUUGCGCCUGACAUGCCUGCAGGCCCAGGCGUUCGUAGAUAUGCACGUGGUACGCACUGGGUGUGUAUUGGUGCAGGACGACUUGCAGGCUGCUGGCGAUUCACGUCCCAACCUCACCGUUUAGGAGCUGCAUCCUCGUGCGACCAGAAAACCAACCUCCUGAUAACGGCGCAAGGACAUACAUAUUUUAUCUUAUGUAGUCGACGUUAUU